Molecule: messenger RNA, 749 nt
Organism: Ostreococcus lucimarinus CCE9901
Lineage: Eukaryota; Viridiplantae; Chlorophyta; Mamiellophyceae; Mamiellales; Bathycoccaceae
Exons: 1
Source: RefSeq, a predicted model, not a curated record
AUGGCGCGACGACGCGUGCCGGGACUCAAAUCGUUCCUUCGGGCGUUGUUGCGGCUGACGAACGGCGCGCUGCUCGCGGGCGGACUCGCGACGGCGUUGUUUGCGUUUCACUUGUGGUUGGGAUUUAACAAGCGGCGCGUCGGGCUGGACGGUUUGGAUUGGGACGACGGGCCGGACGCGCGGACGCCCGCGACGGUGGACGUGAGCGAGAACGCGACGGCGAUUGAACAGACGAAGGCGCGGGUGCAUAAUUUCUUUGAGACGGAACCGUGGUUCGUGUACUUUAUCGGGGGGAGCGGAGCGUUUUGCGCGGCGACGGCGUGGUUGGGAUUGGCGGGCGCGGAGAACGGGAACGCGUGUUGUUUGGGAAUGUACGCGCAUCAGGUGAUGUGGAUGGUGAUAUUGCAAGCUGGGUUGGCGGCGUACGUGUCGAGUGGUAAGGCGUACGCGUCGGCGCCGACGGAUGUGACGGGGGCGUACGCCAACGCGUGGUCCUUCAUGGAGGAGCACGAGAACGCGGUGACGUCGCUCGUCCUCGUCGUCUUCUUCGUGCAAAUUUUGAGCAUCAUAUUAGCGAUCGCUUUACGGCGAGCGGCGACCGAAAGCGGUGGUGUGGAUAGCGAUGACGAGGAAGAUAGCUACUACGAGGACACGUACGGGGAUCGCGAACGCGCGCCCCUCGUCGGGAGCUCGCGAGUAGAGAUGGAACGCGCGGGCGAUAGUGCUUGGCGCAUUAGGAUGCGCGAAAA